CGGGCCAGGCGUCUCUGGGCGUUGGAGCGCAGCGACCGACAGCGAGACUGUUCGCGCGGGACACAUGGACGGACGGACGCACAGACGGCCAGCGGGAAGCCCCCGGACCAUGGGCCGCCGCUGUUGCCUGGGGUGGGACUUCAGCACGCAGCAGGUUAAAGUUGUUGCUAUUGAUGCCGAGCUGAGCAUCUUCUACGAGGACAGUGUGCAUUUUGACAGAGACCUACCUGAAUUUGGAACUCAGGGCGGUGUCCAUGUACACAAGGACAGGCUGACGGUCACCUCUCCGGUCCUGAUGUGGGUCCAGGCUCUGGACCUGAUCCUGGAGAAGAUGAAGGCUUCCGGCUUCGACUUCUCUCAAGUUCUAGCCUUAUCUGGAGCAGGCCAGCAACAUGGAAGCGUUUACUGGAAGGCUGGAGCCAGCCGGACAUUGUCAAGCCUGUCACCUUCUCUCCCAUUACAUCAGCAGCUGCAGGCCUGCUUCUCCAUUAGCGACUGCCCGGUAUGGAUGGAUUCCAGUACCACGGCCCAGUGUCGCCGGUUGGAGGCUGCUGUAGGUGGAGCCAGGGCUCUCAGCUGCCUCACGGGGUCACGGGCCUAUGAGCGUUUUACGGGGAACCAGAUAGCGAAGCUUUCCCAGCAGGACCCUGAGGCCUACUCGCACUGUGAGAGAAUUUCCUUGGUCAGUAGCUUUGCUGCUUCGCUGUUCCUGGGUGGAUACUCGCCCAUCGACUACAGUGAUGGUUCUGGAAUGAACUUGUUACAGAUCCAGGAAAAAGUCUGGUCCCAAGCUUGCCUUGCCGCCUGUGCCCCCCAUCUGGAGGAAAAGCUCGGCUCACCCGUCCCUUCAUGCUCAGUUGUGGGAGCCAUUUCUUCCUACUAUGUCCAGCGCUACGGAUUCUCUCCAGGAUGCCAAGUGGUGGCCUUUACUGGGGACAACCCGGCGUCACUGGCAGGCAUGAGGCUGGAGGAAGGUGACAUUGCGGUCAGCCUGGGCACCAGUGACACCCUGUUUCUCUGGCUCCGGGAGCCCAUGCCUGCCUUGGAAGGCCACAUCUUCUGCAAUCCGGUGGACGAGCAGCACUACAUGGCCCUCCUGUGCUUUAAAAAUGGCUCCCUCAUGAGAGAGAAGAUCCGAGACGAGUCUGCUUCCUGUUCCUGGAACAAGUUCUCCAAGGCCCUGCAGUCCACAGAGAUAGGGAACAAGGGAAACUUGGGUUUUUAUUUUGAUGUAAUGGAGAUCACCCCUGAAAUUAUCGGGCGUCAUAGGUUUAAUGCAGAAAACAUUGAGGUCUCUGCAUUCCCGGGGGAUGUGGAGAUUCGAGCACUGAUUGAAGGACAGUUCCUGGCCAAGAGGAUUCAUGCAGAAGGCCUGGGCUACCGAGUCAUGCCCAAGUCAAAGAUUCUGGCCACGGGAGGAGCAUCUCACAAUAAGGACAUCCUGCAGGUGCUUGCAGAUGUUUUUGGGGCCCCUGUGUAUGUCAUAGACACCACCAGUUCGGCCUGCGUGGGCUCUGCAUACCGAGCUUUUCAUGGCCUUGCAGGAGGGACGGGUGUGCCCUUUUCAGAGGUUGUGAAAUCAGCUCCACAUCCCAGCCUGGCAGCCACGCCGAGUCCAGGAGCUUCCCAGGUCUACGAGGCCCUGCUCCCUCGAUACGCUGAACUGGAACAGAGAAUCUUGUCUCGCGCCCGGGGACCUCUGGAAUGAUUUCUGAGGGCCCAGGCACCCUGCUGCUGUCACCCUCCCACCUGCCCAGAUGCUCCAGUGGCACUUGUCCUCUUGUUUGGCCCAGCAGGUCUGGGCUGUGCUGACUCACUGGAGCGCUCCUGUCCUGUUCUGGACCAUCCUGAAGCCAGGACUCCCUGGAGACGUGGGCUGUGUGCCCUGGGGUGGGAAAGCAUUUUCUCCCUUUCUGUCUUUCAUUCAGGAAAACAGAGUGUAAAGUAUGGGCACCAAAGACAAUCGUGUCCCCUUCCAAAGGCAGAAACUCUCUUUCAGCAACAAAAUAGAGAGACAGCCUUCUCCCGGACUCUGACCACUCCUCUGCCCUUACCUUCAGCCACCUCACCACACUGGGACCACUCCCUCCAUCCUUCCCUGCAAACAGACUUUAGCUACUUCUCCCCCUCCUGUCCCCCUCCCAGUUGUUUCCACCCCCUGCUUCUGUGAUUUCCCAGGGCCCUCUCCUGUCUGCCCAUCUUCUGCCCUUCAUCCUCCCCCACCCCACACCCAUCUGCUCUAACUUCCCUCUCAAGAUGAGCCUCAUGGGCCUGGUGAACAUUCUUCCUGCAGCUUCUCCCAGCUGAGCUGGCCGGGCGUCUCCAGGAUAAACACUGUAGGGUUCUUCCCUAUUUCCCUGCAGUUCACACGAUGACAAAAUUGUGUGUUUCUCUGCAAGAAGUUUUUAAAUUCUGGAUUUCCCUCUUUUCUUUUCUCUUUGUUAGUUUUGUUUUUUUCGAGACAGGUUUUUUUUUGUGUGUGUGUGUGUGUGUGUAGCCCUGGCUGUCCUGGAACUCACUUUGUAGACCAGGCUACCCUCAAACUCACAGAGAUCCACCUGCCUCUCUCUCCCAAGCACUGGGAGUAAAGUGGUAUACUAUUGUACCCUGCAUCUUUCUUUUCUUUCUUUUUUUUUUUUGGGGGGGGGUCUCCUGUAGCCCAGGCUGCUCUUGAACUUCUUUGCAGCUGAAGGUGACCUUAAACUCCUGAUCUUCCUGCCACCAUCUCCCAGGUUUAUGCAAUACCAGGGAUCUAACCCAUGGCCUCAUAUGUCUAGGCAAACACUACCUGCUGCACCACAUUCCAGUCUAGAUUUCCUUUUCACUUGGCAUACUUUAUGACCCUCACUUCACAUGUCCUAUGUAUUUGAGCACAUGCUGGCUCCUCCCUCCUUCCCCUUCACUCCUGGGCUACUUUAUAUGUCUCAGUUUCUUCCUCGGAUUUCCCCUGGGAUCUCAUUCCUGCAUCACCCUCUGCCACACAGCUGGCUGCGCUGAGCUCAGGACUUGUUUUAAACCAGAUCUGAUACAGUGGCAAGAUGAGACCAGGUGGCUCAGAGCAGUGACUGCUGGGAAGUCAAAGGGAGCAAGCCUAGGCUGGAAGAGCAUUGUGUCUCCAUGUGGAGUCACUUCCUUGGAAGGGAAGGCUCAGUGUGGGAGGGGGAAAGAAGCAGCAAGCAGCCAUCUUGAUCAUAGCAAACCCACAAUGGACAUGGAAGGAAGUGGCCACUGGGAUGUUGCUUGUGACAGAGAUUUUGCACUAUGGACCAACAGCAAAGGCUUCUGGGACCACAGAACAGUAAACAGGAUGACAUUCCAACAUAGAGCUUUCUCACCAUAAAUCCAACAGUUGUGGAUGAAAAAAAGGACACCGUAGGUGACAAAAGACAAAUACAGAUGGAAAGACAGCAAGCCUAUGUGAGAAGAGAGCGACUAAACAGAAGAAUAGCAUUGUGACAGACAUGGAGACUAAUCAAAGAGGAGGUAGAUAUGGCAGAAGUUCAGGGAGACCCCAGAAAAGAAAGGAGAAGAAUAAAGAUGCAGAAAGACAACAUGGAUAAUGCUGGAACAUUAGAGCUGUCAAAAACGCAAGACAAGAUCCUUGUUGAUGUUUAAAACUACCCAAAAUAAAAACAAAAAUUUGAAAACACCUGAAA
Messenger RNA from Meriones unguiculatus (Mongolian gerbil), 3656 nucleotides. RefSeq names its product xylulokinase (gene Xylb). Bases 65 to 1708 code for a protein of 547 amino acids. Gene Ontology annotation, biological process: D-xylose metabolic process; xylulose metabolic process. The transcript is spliced from 19 exons. Lineage: Eukaryota; Metazoa; Chordata; Mammalia; Rodentia; Muridae. Gene Ontology annotation, molecular function: D-xylulokinase activity. The record is from RefSeq and is a predicted model, not a curated record. Gene Ontology annotation, cellular component: cytosol.